This is a messenger RNA of Westerdykella ornata, 3990 nucleotides long. RefSeq lists its product as uncharacterized. NCBI's taxonomy places the organism in Eukaryota, Fungi, Ascomycota, Dothideomycetes, Pleosporales, Sporormiaceae. Gene Ontology annotation, cellular component: TORC2 complex. The record is from RefSeq and is a predicted model, not a curated record. Gene Ontology annotation, biological process: TORC2 signaling. The transcript has 3 exons. Bases 1 to 3990 code for a protein of 1329 amino acids.
AUGACGCCACCUGUGCGCUCAGCGAACCCCCCAGGCGAGGCGCCAUCUUCAGACCAACCCUCACUGCUUGCACCCUCGCGCGGUAGAGAUGGCCGCUCUCUGCCUUCGGCGGCCACCAGUACCAUGGCCGGCUCCCGUAACAUUGCCUCGUACGCCACCGCGAUGACCGGAGCCCCCGGCAGCUUCAACUCCCAGCUAAAGACGACCCAUACGCACGAUGGCCGCCUUCGACCCGACUUCGAUACACAUGCCAUCAUCGUUGGCAAUGACAGCACCACCACUUCUGAGCAGAGGCAGGCAGAGCUGCAGGACCAGAUAGACAAGGAGACCAAGAUAAAAGUGGGCUCGGAGAAUCUGCUCGAGGCACUCAACGUGAAGAAUGCGAAGAAGGAUCAACGGAUGGAAGUAGAGCGUCAGCUGAAUAUCUCCAACCACAAGCUUGCGCAGUUGAAAUCUGUCUUAGCGGCUGAGAUCCAGAAGGCGAAGGAAAUCACGUCUCCACCGGCCGAUCCGCAGAGCAGGCUCUCCUUUCUCUUUCGCCGAAACCUGUCACGGUCGCCUUCCCGGCACGUGGCUCAGAAACUGAAUGAGCAAGAGGAGGAGACCGAGUCGCCCACGUUCCUUCUGGCCGAGAUAUUGCAGGCGCUGGAACUCAACGGGCUCCAACCUGAAUAUUACGUUAGCAAGGCCAAUUUGCUCGUGGACUUGUUCAAACGCCAUCCGACAUUGAAGUACGAUCUUGCGUGGUCCAUCUUUGGCCUUAGGAUGCAGACUCUGCUGCUCAGUGACAACCGAGAGGUCGUCGCCGCUGCAUACCGCGUCAUGAGGCACGCUAUUACGGACCGCAGGUCAUUGCAAAUUAUUCGUGGCCUCCAUACGGACUACCUGGUCAUUCUUUCCCUUGUCAAGGAGACGAAAGCCAGUGUCGAGCGAGAGCAGGCACUGAAGUUCGUUAGAGCGUUCUUAGAUGUCAAGAACGGUGUUGAGGAGAUCUCCAGAAGCGUCGUUCGCAUCAUUGUUGCAGUGGCCGAGCACACGGAUGAUCGUUUGCGAAACAUUGCGCUGCUCACCUUGGCCGAGAUCCUUGCUCGGAAACCGGCAUUGAUCGUUUCCGCCGGAGGUAUGGGGCCUUUAACAGAUGCUCUUGGUGAAGGGCAUUACUUGGCAGCAAAGAGCAUUAGCGGAUCAUUCCUUUACUUACUCGAUACACCUCGGAGGAGAACGUACUUGAAGUCAGGUCACGAACUGGAAGCACCUUUUGCCACCUUUACCGAUGUGGGAGCAGGCCAUGGACAUUCCCAUGAGGAGAAGAGACUCAAGCAAAGCGCGGAAGCGAUUGCAAGUUUGCUGAGAAGCUGGCCCGGCCUUUUGACCCUCUGUAUGAAUGAUUUCUUAGCGAUUCGAUCCCUGAUUCUGUCGCUGCAGGUUCCGGCUGCGCAUGUGCGCACCAUCGUGCUGGAGCUUUUGUCUGAUAUCCUCAUGAUCAAAGCCCCCUCUUGGUCGUCUUCAUUCCUGGCCGGUCGCCGACUGACUACUUAUGGGCGCGUUACAAAUCUUAAGGACCAGCCGAAUAAAGGGGAAUCCGAUGCUGGAGGCCAAACUGAAACAAACAAGUGGAACCUCUUGGAGCAUUACGUAGCCAUUGUAUUGGCUGUAUUCCUCCACGCUGGUUUAGUGCCUGCAUUGCUGCUCGCCGAGCAAGAACCUCUUACGCUUGCAUUGAAGAGAAAGACGACAUUGCUACUUGGAGAAGUAUUGAAGAUGGCCAGUGAGCUUUUGCCUUCUUCAUGGAGUGCGUCACUACAGGUACUGCCUGAGCUAUUGCAGUCGGCAGCCAACUGGGGAAGCGAAGAUCGCUUCAACGCCAUCGGGACAAUAUAUCAAGUGGACAGUGUGAACAGAACACUUUACAGAUCUGGACCCACCUCGAUUCACACCGGAAAAGCUGGUAUAACAGACGAUAGUAACAACGCGGCUCGGCAACCAGACAACAAGACUCAGGCAGCCAUGCAAAUGGACGAAGGACAGUUCCGCAAUCUGAUGCUCGAGACCCAGGUUUUGAACACUGUCAACUUCACCAAGUGGAGGUGGGACCUCAUUCAGAACAUUAUCGAGGGCCCCCUGCUGAAUGCCAAACGGCUGGACGAAGCAAUAAAGGUCACAAAGUUCGUCCAUCGUUUGCUAGGAUUCUACAGGCCGUUCAAAUGGCGCUUUUCGGCCACCAAGAAUACCAAACCGAACCAGCGUUAUGUGCGGGCCGGAAAGGCUCUCAUACACAGCCUUCUCCAAAACCCGGAAGGUGUCCGCUAUCUCAGCGAAAGCAAGUUCAUCCGCCAAGUUGCGGAAUGCCUCUCCCAUUUUGACAGGAUGAGCGGCCUUACGUCCGAGUCCCCGAUAUUCUCGGUGGACCGUUUGAACGACACAUUGUCUGGCGGCUAUUUUGCACUACUGGGUGAACUCACAAAAGAUCCCAGAGGGAUUCCCAUUCUGGAACGAUGGCGGGUCCUUAACAUGUAUUAUCAUAUUGUUGAUCUCACCGACCGGGACGAUUUGAUACGGCUAGUCCUCAGCUACAUGGACUACACGCUGGAUGGACACCCACGUAUUAUUCUUUCGAAGGCUAUGACUGCGGGCUCCAAAGAGAUCCGUAUCUUCUCGACACGGCUGCUGCGGAAGUAUGCAACGCGACCAAUGCAGGGAUCGGAAUCCACUGGCGGCGUUGCUGAAUGGGCGAUCAAGCUACUCGUCACUCAGAUAUACGACCCUGAAGUCGAGGUUUGCGAGGUGGCCAUCAAGAUCCUUGAGGAGGCCUGCAAUCAGACAGAGUCACUGGAAUACGUCGUCAAAUGCCGACCAGCGUUGGAUCAUCUCGGCGAGAUUGGUGCUCCGCUGCUUCUCCGCUUCUUGUCGACGUCUGUUGGCUAUCACUAUUUGAAUGAGUUGGAUUACAUUACACGAGAAAUGGACGACUGGUUCCUGGGACGAAAUGAUACCUACGUCACCCUCAUUGAAGCUUCAUUAGCUCGAGCCUUUGCCGAGCUUACCGAGAAGCCGCAGCAGCCGCAGCCGCACGAAGACGUCCCCGAACAUGUUGAGUACGGUAUUGUACCGCCUCACUUCUACCGUGAACUCACCAGGACCAAGGAAGGUUGCAAGCUCCUUGAACAGAAAGGCCACUUUGACGAGUUUGCUGCGACAAUUCGCGACUUUGCCCUGGAGGAUGACGACGCGGAAACAAUCCUGAAAGUCAAGGGUUGCUUGUGGGCAGUGGGGAACGUCGGGUCGAUGGAGCUCGGUGCUCCUUUUCUCGAGAAAUCGGACAUCGUCAAGUGGAUUGUCAAGAUUGCGGAGACCUCUGAAGUCAUGUCGCUGCGGGGAACAGCGUGCUACGUGCUGGGGUUGAUCUCGCGAAGUCUGCAUGGCCAGGAGAUCUUGCUUGAGUAUGGCUGGGACGGCGUGGUGAACGAUUAUGGCGAGUCGUUGGGCUUCUGUCUACCGACGGACUUCAAGAGGCUUUUCUCAAUUACGCCAUGGGCUGCUAAGCCUGAAGAUAUGAGGGGCAAGGUGCCCUCAGAAGCCAAGGUAGCAGUUACGGAUCCUGACCCGCUCAACGCCCGCAUCCUGAGGCUUGUCACGGACCUGGGCAACACAGUGCUGACCAAGAAGGCAGCGAGCGAUCUUCAAGCUAUCAAAACCAGGAAAGCACCAGGGUUCACUAAACCGGCCAUGUUCCACAAGGUCAUGCAGAUUCUGGAUGCGCAUCAUUUCCGCCUCCCAGCAUGCCGGUUCGUGCUGGAUCUGUUUGACAGAGGUGUGCUGCGCCAGAUUGUGCUGGAAGAAGAAGAGGAAGAUGAAGGUGAGGAAGAAGGGGAGGAAGAAGGGGAGGGGGAGGAAGAGGAGACUAGCAGCGAGGAAGAUGAUAGCGAAGAGAGCGAUGACUCCGAAUCCCAACGGGGUGUUCGACGCGCCAGCACCAAUGGCGAGGACUAG